AUGAUCGACUCUCAAAGAGUCAAGCUGCCGUCUUCAGCCAGAGUCAUCCAGAACCAGCCAGAACUAGCCAGAGUCAUCCAGAACCAGCCAGAACUAGCCAGAGUCAUCCAGAACCAGCCAGAACUAGCCAGAGUCAUCCAGAACCAGCCAGAACUAGCCAGAGUCAUCCAGAACCAGCCAGAGUCAUCCAGAACCAGCCAGAGUCAUCCAGAACCAGCCAGAGUCAUCCAGAACCAGCCAGAGUCAUCCAGAACCAGCCAGAGUCAUCCAGAACCAGCCAGAGUCAUCCAGAACCAGCCAGAACUAGCCAGAGUCAUCCAGAACCAGCCAGAACUAGCCAGAGUCAUCCAGAACCAGCCAGAGUCAUCCAGAACCAGCCAGAGUCAUCCAGAACCAGCCAGAGUCAUCCAGAACCAGCCAGAACCAUCCAGAACUAGAGUCAGUCAGUUAACUCCAAGAGCAGUAAUGUGGGCUGCUUCCCACGCUCUCCGCCCUGUUAAGGAACGGCAUCUUAUUUAA
Procambarus clarkii (red swamp crayfish) is the source of this 519-nucleotide messenger RNA. Its product is annotated as hydroxysteroid dehydrogenase-like protein 2. The record is from RefSeq and is a predicted model, not a curated record. NCBI's taxonomy places the organism in Eukaryota, Metazoa, Arthropoda, Malacostraca, Decapoda, Cambaridae.